CACAACAAAACCACGGCUGUAUCCAUCACGAUUCCUUGCCCACGCCUCCUCAUGGCGGCUGCCACCGGCGCCAAGCAGCAUCCGCACCCAGCUCCACCACCCGGGGCAACGGUGGUGGACCCCAAGUUCGAGUGGACGGAGAGGGCCGGCAGCUACGUGCUCCGCCUCACCCUGACCGGCUUCAGGACGGACGACUUCAGGGUGCAGGUCGACGGCGCGGGCAGGCUCACCAUCCGCGGCACCAGGCCGGGCGCCUCCCUCCACAAGGUCUUCCAGCUGCCGUCCUCCGCCAGCCUCGACGACAUCGCCGGCCGCUUCGAGGCCGGUGUGCUCACGCUCACCAUGCCCAAGCGUGCCGGUGUGCCCAAGGAGGAGGGUGCGCCAACAGAGCAGGUCGACGGCGACGUGAAGACAGGAGACGCCGGCGGUGAGAAGAAGGUGCCUAAACCCGCACCUUCCGGUGAUGCUGCGCCCACAUCCAUCGAGGAGAUCAGAACGAAGCCCAAGGAAGAGCAGCAGAGGCCGAAGAAGGAAAAAGAACUGGAGCCCAAGGCUCCCCAGGCGGCAGCAGCUGCGCAGACACCGGAGAAGCAAGCACCGAAUCCAACCUCCAGCGACAAGGCCAUGGCGGCGGUUGACCGGGAGUGCCUGGCAGAGACGGUGAGGCGACGCGGCGAGGAAGAGAGGGCCAAGGCUGCUGCGGCGGCGACGGCCAUGGAAGCUAGAGCAGAGCAGGAGAAGAAGGCGGCGGCCUCGGCGUUCAGCGGCUGGAAAGAGCGCAUGACGGAAGGCCUGGGCCAGCUGACGGACAUGAAGUGGACGGAGAGCGCAGUGGAGAUGGCGAGGAGGAACAAGGAGGUGGUGGCCGUCGGCGUCGCCGCCUUCACACUCGGCUUCUUCGUCUCCCAGAGGCUCUUCAAGAAGUGAGUAGCUAUGGAGAAUUGACUAUGUCACAUACACCAACUCGGUAAUAUGUACUGGCUAGUAUUGUGUGGUUAAAAUGUACGUUGAUUCAACAACCAUGUAAAAAGCUAUGUGUGUAAGCAAAAAGUGUGUACAUUGAGAACGAACAUGAAGUCAAUCAGCGUGUAUAAUUCAAAAAUAUCA
Molecule: messenger RNA, 1107 nt
Organism: Triticum aestivum (bread wheat)
Lineage: Eukaryota; Viridiplantae; Streptophyta; Magnoliopsida; Poales; Poaceae
Product: translation initiation factor IF-2-like
Exons: 1
Coding region: 52-927 (291 amino acids)
Biological process (GO): cellular response to heat
Source: RefSeq, a predicted model, not a curated record